GUUGGCGCCUUUUCAUCCGAGCAAGUCGACCGAAGUCAGGGUGCAUUUUUAGCAGAACUGCCCUUCGUCUCCAGAGCCGAGGUUCAGCAGCUUGAACAGGAUCUGAGCAGAACUGCUCCUCAUCCAGAGCACGGUCUGCAGAAGGUGACCAACAUGGAGGAUGCUGCAGGAUCUGAGACUGGUACAGGAACAAUCAGAAUAAAGAAGGAGAAGGAUGCUGAUCCCACUGCCGGACAUUCACAUCGCUUCAGAGUGAAAUUCAGUUCUUCUGACCCCAAGGAAUACGUUAUAGACUGUGUUCAACCUGGAACAGUGCUGCAGGCGAUACAAACAUGUGACAAACAUGAGGAGCGGUUUUCAGAUGAAAACCUUGUGAUUCAGCUGAGUAAAAAGGAUAGGAAAUAUGCUAUUGCAACGCAUUUCCCUUGUACUUGUAUCUGGGAAGAUGUGUGUCUGAUCUUAUCGCAUGAAAAAGAAAAGAUUGAAGAGACCCAAGGCCAAAAUGAGGAACCAAUACAGUCAAAGGACAUGUAUUCUGUCUUCUCUAUUGAUACAGAGGGAGGAGAAAACACCAGAACAAAGCCGUUUAUCAGAAGCAAGGCUUUCAGUACGUUCAAGUAUCUGUGUGUGUAUGGGGAGAAGGGUAUGACAGUGGAGGACGCUCUGAAAAGAGAUGGACGCUUCAUUGAUGAUCUUGGAAACUUCACUCUGUCCGACAACAAGGAUCCAAUGAAAAGCACUGGAUGUACCCAACCUGUUGACAACUUGCAUGGAAAAAAAUUCAAGUUGUGCCUUGAAAGGAUGCGUAACGAAAAAGCAGUCAGAGAAGAAUUAAAGCAGAGAAUAGACGUUAUCCAAAAAACAAUGGAAAACAAUACAUUUAGUGUCAAAGAUUUAGUGGAUCGUGUCAGAGCAGAGAACAGAUCAGAGGGAAAGAGUGGUCAGAGUGGCAGCAGUGUCAACGUUACAGAGAUUUAUGGUUUACUGCAGAAGCAGUGUGCAGAUCUGAAGAAACUGAUGAGGAGGAGAUUCCCAGGUGAUUCUUAUCAGACGGCACUGAACCUGAGGAGGAGAGACUUUAGAAAGAUCCAACAGUCGUUCAGCGACGUUCACAGAGUCAGAGAGCUGAUGAAACUGGGAGAGUCAGUUUGCAAAGUUAUUGUUGAAGGUUAUUGUACAGGAACAGGUUUUGUGUUGUUUGACAACUUCAUCUUGACUAACGCACACCUGUUGAAACAAUGUGUUGAAAAAGGAAUCAAAAAGCUGAAGGAUGAUAUAAAGGUGGAGGUUAUCUUUAACUUUGAAGAAAAGCUCAAAUAUCACCACUACUUUCAGCUGGCUCACCGUAACAUCCUCUACUGUCAUGAUGACCUUGAUUAUGCCAUACUUCAGCUUAAGUCAGUCAGCCAGAAGGACAACCCAGAAACAACUAAAGUCACAAAAGAGAAGGUGCCACCAGGGCUCCUGGAGAGGUUUGGUCCAAUGCCUAAGAGUGGUGGAGCCUGUCUCAUUGGUCACCCAGAUGGAGUGAAACAACUGGAUCCAACAUCUGUCAUUGAGAGAGAAAACAGGGAGAAGGCUGUUGAGGAGCCAUACAAAGACAAAGCUUUCAUUCUCCACAUAAUCAAUAAAAAAAAGCAAGGCAUUGAAAGCAUAUUGGUAGGUGGAAACAGAGCAGAGAAAGAAACAACCUACAACACCUCCUUCAUGUAUCACGGCUCGGCUGGAUCCCCAGUGUUUGAUGCUGAGUGCAGGGUUUUUGGUUUGUACACCUCAGGAUUCGUUUACGGUCAUCCAAAGCCUGAGAGUGUGAUAGAGUGUGCCCAACCUCUGCUAACUAUCUUUGCACACUUUGUGAGUAAACUGAGGAAGCCUGGGAAUGAGGAGCUGUUGAAGAGAGUUAAGGAAGUAGCAGAGGGAAACUCAUACCUAGAAAACAUACUCAAACCCGACUCUGAUGACUCAAUGGUGACUGAUUAGAAAGAUUAGAUAAUCAGGGGCUAAACACACAAGGCUGGACAGCUUCUAUUCCCAUGCAUCAUCAUAUUUAAGAUCUGUUUUCUAGUAUGUGCAUCCUGUUUUAUAUUGACUUCUCUGUUAGACUGUGACAGCCAAUUGUACUUAUUUCUAUAUCCACAGUUCUUGUAAGCAUUACUCUUUUAUUUUAUCAUAGUUUUUUUUUUUCAUUAUCUAUUGUUGUUCUUUGUUUUACAACGUCCUUACUUUGCUGUGUUCAUGUAUGCACCAUUGUACACUAAAUUAACUUAAUUGGCAAUAAACCAAAUUCUGAUGUUGAUUGUACUGCAUACUCACGGUUUGUGGAAUAUAUUAAUGUAUUUUUUUAUGUAUUUCUUUGAGGCAGUGAACUGAAUGUCAUAUUGUUCAUAUAUUUUCUCUUGUAACAUGUAUUGGAAGCUCCUAAAGUGUGAGCUGAUAUUUGUUUUUAUUUCAAUGUCAUAUAUUUCUCCCGUGGUAAAUGUGUUUAUUCUGUCCUGGCUUUUCCUACCAAUAUAUUCUGUGUUUUAUUAAAAGUUGAUCUCUUCAAAA
Molecule: messenger RNA, 2547 nt
Organism: Trematomus bernacchii (emerald rockcod)
Lineage: Eukaryota; Metazoa; Chordata; Actinopteri; Perciformes; Nototheniidae
Product: protein FAM111A-like
Source: RefSeq, a predicted model, not a curated record